Molecule: messenger RNA, 3114 nt
Organism: Didymodactylos carnosus
Lineage: Eukaryota; Metazoa; Rotifera; Eurotatoria; Philodinida; Philodinidae
Source: the annotation of a GenBank genome assembly
AUGCAAAAGAAGAAAGCGGCAAAGAUCAUUGCUGCAGCAGCCGCUGUCAAACAAAUUCAAACACCUACUCAAGUCAAUGAAACACCCGGACAAUUUCUGGUUGGUGCUGGCAUGUUCGAUAUAACGGGUGAAGUAGCUGAAAUUGGUUUCAUGGGUUAUGCUGUUCCAGCACAGCGUGGUAUUGGUCUUUUACAACGUAUGCGUGCACGUGCCUUUAUUAUAGUUGAUCCAUCUCCGCCAAAUAAUCGCGUAGUCUAUGUAUCCAUGGAUAAUGCCAUGGCAUUUCAAAUGGUUAGAAUUGAAGUAAUUGAUCGAUUACAAAAAUUGUAUCAAAAUUUAUAUACGCUUAAAAAUGUUCUCCUAUCUGGUACACAUACACAUUCAACACCAGGUGGCACGGGUGGAACAGUUCUCGUUGAUAUUACAACAUUUGGAUUUGUGAAAGAAAAUUGGGAAGCGUGUGUUGCUGGUGUUGUUGGUGCUAUUCAACGAGCACACAAUAAUUUACAGCCAGGUUACAUUAAAAUAAAUGUAGGUAAAUUGGAUAAUGCCAAUAUUAAUCGUUCUCCCGCAUCAUAUUUACGAGAUGAAGAUCGUUCACAAUAUGAAACAAAUACUGAUCAUGAGAUAACAGUAUUAAGAUUUGAGAGUGUUGAUCGAACAGAACUUGGAAUGAUUAAUUUUUUUCCAGUACAUGGUGUUAGUUUAAAUAAUACAAAUAUGUUAGUAGCUGGUGAUAAUAAAGGAUAUGCAAGUUAUCUUUUUGAAAAAUAUAAAAAUCCAGAUGCUUUACCUGGUACGGGAAAAUUUGUGGCAGCCUUUGGUCAAAGUAAUGAAGGUGAUGUAUCUCCAAAUACGGCUGGUCCUCGAUGCAUUGAUACCGGAUUACCGUGUGAUUUUAAUACGUCAACAUGUGAUGGCAAAAAUGAAUUAUGUAUUGCAUUCGGUCCAGGUUCAACACAAUAUGAAAGUACAGAAAUAAUUGGUCGAAUGCAAUUUGAAAGUGCUAGAGAUUUAUACAAUUCGGCUGAAAUUUAUUUAACAAGUGGCGUAGAUUAUCGACAUAUUUACACGGAUAUGCAAACACAGAAUGUGAGCAGUAAGUUUACUACCACUGGUAAAAAUGUUACCACGUGUCAAGCUGCUCUGGGUUAUUCAUUUGCUGCUGGAACUACAGAUGGUCCGGGUGCAUUUGACUUUACUCAGUCUACAACAUCACCAAAUCCAUUUUGGCGAUUUGUCUCAGCAUUUAUCGCUAAUCCAACUCCCGAACAAAUUGCAUGUCACGAACCGAAACCUAUCUUAUUAGAUGUUGGUCAAGUUAAACCGAUUGAAUGGGUGCCGUAUAUACUACCAAUGCAACUCUAUCGUAUAGGAAAUUUAUAUAUUAUUAGUGUACCAGGUGAAUUUACAACAAUGAGUGGGAGACGAAUAAAAUUGACAGUUAAAACAGCACUUCAAAAUGCAGGUGCUUGGACUAAUUCAAGUCAUAUCGUCAUUGCUGGUUUGUCUAAUAGUUAUUCUCAUUAUGUUACUACCUAUGAAGAAUAUCAACAACAACGUUAUGAAGGUGCCUCUACAUUGUACGGUCCUCAUACUUUGGCUGCCUAUCAACAAAUAUUUGAUCAAUUAACGACAGCUUUAGUCAUGAAUAAAACAUUGCCCGAUGGUCCAUCACCCAUCGAUAUGAGAGGAAAAACAUUCUCGUUUGUGCUGCCACCAUUAUGGGACGGUGUUCCUGUUGGCAAGGACUUCGGUGAUAUUGUUCAUGAUGUGGCGUCUCAAUAUCGAGGUGGUGCUGUUGUAAAUUGUACAUGGUAUGGCGGAAAUCCGAGACAUGAUUUAUUAACAGAAAAGUCUUAUUUGUACGUCGAUCAAUAUAAUGCUUCAACUAGCCAAUGGGUGACAAUUUUGACUGAUGCUGAUUGGGAAACACGUUUCUUGUGGGAACGUCAAUCAUUUGAUUAUAGUUUAAUCACUGUACAAUGGUUUAUACCUAAAAAUCAAACUGUGGGCAUGUAUCGCCUACUUAGUCUUAUUUUAUAUAUUUUCCUUCUAUUUCUAAUUGAUAAUCGUUCUCAGUUCUACAUUUAUAAAACAUCAAAAGUCAAAAAUAUUUGGAAAUAUAAUAAAAAUUUUUUUAUUAAAUUUCAAUCUUUUGAUAAAACAUUUGUUCAACAAAAACAACAAUCACUUGACAGUAUCACAAUUAUUGAUCGAUUUAUUUAUAAUAAUCCACCAAAUACAAAUAAUCCAAUAUGUCCACUUGAAAAACGAUCACAAGGACAUAAUUUAUUAUUAAUUUUAGUUUUAUCACGUGCACUCAAUUUUGAUUAUCGAUUGGCUAUUCGUUCAACAUGGGGUAGAAAUAUUUAUUAUGGAAAAUUACAGAUUCAAACAGUAUUUUUUGUUGGAACAGAUGAUUCAACACAAUAUGCAACUAGAAAUGAACAAAAAAUAUUCAAUGAUGUUGUAGAAAUAGGUAUUCCAGAAAAUUAUCCAUUUGUCUCUCAUAAAGAAUUAGCUUCUCUACAUUGGACACGUUUAUUUUGUCCAUGGGCAAAAUAUAUUUUUCGUGCUGAUGAUGAUGUAUUAUUAGACAUAUUUUUAUUAAUUAAUUAUAUUCAAUAUUAUCUUUAUAAUAAUGAUGAAAAAUAUGAUGGUAUUUAUGGAUGGUUUCGAUUUAAUAAUACUGUUCAUCGUAAUGAUAAAUGGGCUGUAACUAGACAAGAAUAUCCAUUUAAAUUUUAUCCACCCUAUACAUUUGGUAUUGGAUAUUUAAUGAUGAAUAAUACAUGUUUAAAAUUAAUUAAUGCUGCUAGAGUACCUGAUCAUAUAGUACAAAGAAUUGGUGAUGUUUAUAUUACAGGUAUUCUACGUGAAUUAGCAAAUGUUAAAUAUUAUGAUUUUAUUGGUUUAGAAUAUUCAUAUACAUUUCUUAAUGAAUUACCAUGUUAUGAUUAUUUUGAAAAAAAUUUAAAAUUAUUUAUUUGUAUGUCUAAAUUACAUAUAGGUAUUAGAGGAGAUCCAUAUGAAUUUUAUGAUACAUGGGAUAUUAUUUUAUCACGACAUGAAACUAAUUAUGCUAAUUAUACAAACAAAAAAAAAAUAUGA